UACAAAAAUGACCUUGAUUUUGUUAAUUGCAGUCACUUUGAUCAUAGCCUUCUUCCUUUCAAAAUUUCUGUUCAAGGGUCAUCAGGCCAAAAAUCUCCCAGGAGGGUCUUUAGGGUACCCCUUACUAGGAGAGUCCUUGAGCUUUCGCCAAGCACAGAAGCAAAAUCGAGGGCCUCAGUGGUUCGAAGAAAGAGUAUCAAAACAUGGGCCAGUUUUCAAAACCUCCUUGAUGGGUUCCCCAACUGUUGUUGUUACUGGUCAAGCUGGUAACAAGUUUGUGCUUGGUGCUCGAGAUGAUGUUCUUGCUACCAAACAACCACCCACCCUUGCAACCAUUGCCGGAAGGGAAAACAUAUUUGAACUUACUGGGUCGAGGUACAAAUUGGUAAAGGGAGCAAUGAUGAGCUUCUUGAAGCCUGAAAAUCUUCAAAACAUUGUCAAACAUAUGGAUGAAUUGAUCAAGACCAUAUUGCUAAGAGAAACAGAGAACAAAGACACCAUAAAAGGUGUGGCCACCAUGAAGAAACUCACAUUUGAAAUAGCAUCCAGCAUCCUUUUUGGCAUCAAGAAUGAGCACACAACAGAGGCUUUGUCUGAUGAUUUUUCUUUAGCCUUCAAAGCAAUUCCCACUCUUCCUUUCAAUAUCCCUGGCACAGUGUACUGGAGAGGCCUAAGAGCCAGGUCAAGAAUUGUUAAUAGGAUUCUGCCAAUUCUCAAGGAAAGAAGGGAGGAGCUCUCAAAGGGGAAGCUAAGCCCUACAAGUGAUGUAUUCACUUGCUUGCUAACAUUGAGAGAUGAAAAUCAACACCCAAUUUCUGACGAUAUGAUCAUAGAUAAUUAUUUCACCUUGAUUAUUGCUAGUCAUGACACCUCAGCCAUUCUUCUCAGCCUAAUGAUAUGGAAGCUGUCCAGAGACUCUGAGAUCUACAACAAAGUUCUGGAAGAACAAAUGGACAUUUUGAGAAAGAGGGAGGAGGGAAUAGAUGAUGGGCUAACAUGGGCUGAGAUACACAAGAUGAAAUACACAUGGAGAGUUGCACAAGAGCUGAUGAGGAUCAUCCCUCCUGUGUUUGGCAGCUUUAGAACAGCAGUUAAAGACACUCAAUAUGAAGGCUAUGACAUUCCCAAAGGAUGGCAGGUGUUUUGGAUGGCACAUGGAACUCACAUGGACAAAGAUAUAUUUGACAAGCCUACAGAGUUUGAUCCAUCACGUUUUGAGAACCCAUCAAAACCAAUCCCUCCCUACACUUAUCUUCCAUUUGGAGGAGGCCUUCACACUUGCAUUGGGAAUGAGUUUGCCAAGAUAGAAUUACUCAUCACCAUCCACAACUUGGUGACAAGGUUUGAAUGGUCACAAGUUCACCCGGAGGAAGCAAUAACCCGUAAACCAAUGCCAUAUCCCUCCAUGGGUCUUCCAAUCAAGAUCAAACCAAGAAAGCUUUAAUUAGUACAAGGCUUGUUAUGCCACAUGCUUUAGUUGUUCAUAUUGUUCGUUUUGUGCUUGAAUUUCUUGUCCUUCAAAUGAAAAUCAUGGAUGGAAACUUUUAAUGCAUUAUAAAUAAAGCUUCUC
Messenger RNA from Prunus mume (Japanese apricot), 1570 nucleotides. Its product is annotated as taxane 9-alpha-hydroxylase 1-like. Gene Ontology annotation, biological process: sterol metabolic process. The record is from RefSeq and is a predicted model, not a curated record. Lineage: Eukaryota; Viridiplantae; Streptophyta; Magnoliopsida; Rosales; Rosaceae. Gene Ontology annotation, molecular function: monooxygenase activity; iron ion binding; oxidoreductase activity, acting on paired donors, with incorporation or reduction of molecular oxygen.